GCCGCGUCAUAAGCCCUAAUUGCAUUUCCCGCUCUCGGUACCCUCUCAAUUAGGGCUUUUUUCCUUUCAAUGUUCUUGAUCACGAAAUUAAAGAUGGCCAUUUUUGCAGCAAAUCGAGGGCUUCAAAUCUCUUUAGAGAUCAAAUCUCGAAGUCUUCUAAUCUCUUCACUGGCAAAGAAAGAGUAUAGUACCUCAGGCCCAGUCCGCUACGUUCCUAAGAGUCAUACCCAGAUCAAGAACCCCCAAAAAGCUCCGGCUUUGGGGAGUUGUGAGAAGAAAGAAGGCAUUUUCGUCAAAAAUAGGGCUUUGGAGAGUAAGAGGAAUGCUAGUAGGUUACCCAAGUUUCAUAAUUUUCACGCUGAACAUUCAAGUGACAUCUUCGAGCAAGUUGAAGAAGAUCCAGAGCUCAACAAUGCAAACAGUUUUACCCUUGAAUUUAUGGAUACAGAUCUUGGGAGCAAUUCUGAACAUGCCCUCGAUGAGAUUUCAAAUCCUCAUGAAGUCAGUAUGAAUGAAAAGGGUGAUCUCCUCAGCCGUAGCAUCAGGCAGGAUGCUGAAAAGGUGGCAAUUGAGUUGCUUGCAGUGAGAGCAUUUACAGAACUUGAGCUGAAAAAGAAACUGUGUGGCAAGAAAUUUCCUCCGAAGAUUGUCGACUCAGUGAUCACUGAUAUUAAGUGCAGGGGAAUGCUGAAUGAUGGGUUAUAUGCUGAAUCAUUCUCUCGGUCACGGUGGCUUUCCUCAUCGUGGGGUCCUAGGCGUAUCAAACAGGCACUUGUCCAGAAAGGGGUAAACGUGACAGAAGCAGAGAAUGCGAUAACACAAGUAUUUGAAGGGGACGAUGCUGAAGGACAAAGCCAAACAGUGCAGCAUGGAAUGUCCAAAUCCUCGAUGGACCGUCUCUUUCUUCAAGCCUCUAAGCAGUGGCUUCGCGGCCAGAAUACAUCGCCAGAGAAUCGCAAGGCUAGGAUCGUUCGAUGGUUGCAGUACCGAGGGUUCAAUUGGGGGGUUACAAGUUUUAUACUGAAGAAGCUGGAAGCAGAUUAUCCCCCGUGAGCAUCGUUUUAACUUGUUUAGAUUUACUGGCUUAAUUUCACCGGUGUUGGCUUAAUUGUUGUGUGAUUUAUGCGCUUAUUGGUGUAGAGAAGCAUUUCUUGUCGACGAGAAACAGAGAAUGCAAUUUGUCCCAUGAUGGGACUAAUUUACAUGUUUGGAUGAAUGAAUACAUUUAUAAGGAGGUUGAGCUCUUCAGCUUCUUGUCAUUGCAGAGGGUUGUGAGACCAGUCGGCAUUAGUUAUUUUCAA
Molecule: messenger RNA, 1301 nt
Organism: Asparagus officinalis (garden asparagus)
Lineage: Eukaryota; Viridiplantae; Streptophyta; Magnoliopsida; Asparagales; Asparagaceae
Product: regulatory protein RecX
Exons: 6
Coding region: 70-1053 (327 amino acids)
Biological process (GO): regulation of DNA repair
Source: RefSeq, a predicted model, not a curated record